Molecule: messenger RNA, 1410 nt
Organism: Exophiala dermatitidis NIH/UT8656
Lineage: Eukaryota; Fungi; Ascomycota; Eurotiomycetes; Chaetothyriales; Herpotrichiellaceae
Product: argininosuccinate lyase
Exons: 3
Coding region: 1-1410 (469 amino acids)
Cellular component (GO): cytosol
Molecular function (GO): argininosuccinate lyase activity
Source: RefSeq, a predicted model, not a curated record
AUGGCCAAUCCCGCUCCCACCCUCCUCUGGGGAGGCCGCUUCACAGGCGCUAUCGACGACCUCAUGUUCAAGUUCAACGAAUCCCUCAGUUUCGACCGAGCUCUCUGCAAAGCCGAUGUUCAAGGAUCAAUCGCAUUCGCCAAGGGCCUCCGCCAACUAAACAUCCUAACCCAAGACGAGCUGGACCAAAUCGUAUUCGGUUUGCAAAAAGUGGAACAAGAAUGGGAAGAAGGCACAUUUGUCAUCGACCCCAAAUCUGACGAAGACAUCCACACGGCCAACGAACGUCGACUGGGCGAAUUGAUCGGCUCGCAGAUUGCCGGCAAGCUACACACGGGCCGAUCGCGCAACGAGCAGAUCGCCACCGACAUGCGCCUAUGGGCUCGCGAGCAACUUGCUGGUCUGGCAGACACCAUGAAGGGCGUCUUGCAAGUCUGCGCUUCGCAGGCGAAAGCAAACAUUGACAUCUUGAUGCCGGGGUAUACUCACUUGCAACGGGCGCAGCCGGUGCGUUUCUCGCACUGGCUGUUGGCACACGCGACUUUCAUCCUGGGCGAUCUGCAGCGUCUGCAGGGGAUUCAAGAGCGAGUUUCUUCGUCCUGUCCAUUGGGCGUCGGUGCACUUGCGGGCAACCCGUUCGGAAUUAACCGCGAAUUUCUGGCCCGUGAACUCGGGUUCACGUCCGUCCAUCAGAACAGUCUGGCGGCCGUGGCUGAUCGGGAUUUCGUGGUCGAGAUCCUCCAAUGGGCCAGCUUGUUGAUGGUGCAUUUGUCCCGACUGAGUGAGGAUUUGAUUCUGUUCUCGACGGCCGAGUUUGGCUUUGUCAGGGUUGCAGACGCGUAUAGUACCGGAAGCAGUUUGAUGCCGCAGAAGAAGAACCCUGAUAGUCUCGAGUUGAUCCGGGGGAAAGCUGGACGAGUUAUGGGACAGGCAUCCGGAUUCCUAGCAACCCUCAAGUCCCUACCCACAUCAUACAACAAAGACCUCCAAGAAUCCGUCGAGCCGCUCCUCGACUGCGUCAAGACCGUCUCGCAAGCCCUGACCAUCACUUCUGGCGUCUUGGGCUCGCUCGACAUUUUCGGCGACAAAAUGAAAGCGGCUCUGACGGCCGAUAUGCUCGCCACAGAUGUCGCGGACUACUUGGUUCUCAAGGGCGUUCCGUUCCGGCAGACACACCAUAUUGCCGGCGCCAUUGUGCGCAAGGCGGAAGAACAGGGCGUCUCUAUCGAUAAACUCAGUGUCGAGGAUCUGCAGCAGGUCUCGCCGCUGUUUGAGCCCGAUGUCACGCAGAUUUUCGAUUUCGAACGCAGCGUCGAGAAGAGGUCUACUGUUGGCGGAACGAGCAAGAGUUCGGUGAUUGCUCAGGUCGAGGCUAUUGAGGCUCUCGUUGCGCCAAAGAGCUCUUCUUGA